GAAAAAACAAAAGAUAAAGAAAAGGAAUUAGAAAAGCUGAUUGCAGAGCUUGAGUUAACUAAACAACGAACCGAAGAAGCAAGAAAAUUGGCAGAAUUAAGUCAGUCCAGAGCUGAAGCAGCAAAGGAGGCAUCCAGCCCUGAUGGUCAAGGUACUGUGCAACCGUCAACUGAUCCUAAAAACUUUGUUCCCCUGCACAAUGGAACCUUGAACAGUCACAAAGGAGAGAAAGAGCAACCUUUAGAGAAGGCACUGCCUGUCAAGUUAAAAGGUGUUGAUCUACCCUUUCUCGCAGGGGAAGACAAAACAGACUAUGAAUCCUGGAAAGCAGCGUUCAUGUCUAUAGUUGACUGACUGGAUAUCCCUGUAGUUGAGAAGAUGCUAUUCCUACUAAACAGUUUGAAAGGAAAAGCCCUGACACUUGUGAAGGACCUUGGGUACUCAACACAUGCUUAGGAGAGAGCAAAAGACAAGCUUGAUAAGAAGUAGGGUGGAGAGCGGCGUUUACAGAUAAAGCAACUGACAGCACUAUGCACAUGGCCAAGGGUUCAACCUCGAAAUCUUGCAGACAGGGAGGAAUUCCAAGCCGUAACAGACAGAGUAAUGAUAGCACUGCAAGACAGUGGACCAGGCAGGGAGUUGCAAGGGCAGAGCUUGAACCUUACAUCUAA
Porites lobata is the source of this 671-nucleotide messenger RNA. Lineage: Eukaryota; Metazoa; Cnidaria; Anthozoa; Scleractinia; Poritidae. The record is from the annotation of a GenBank genome assembly.